This is a messenger RNA of Castor canadensis (American beaver), 3653 nucleotides long. The record is from RefSeq and is a predicted model, not a curated record. NCBI's taxonomy places the organism in Eukaryota, Metazoa, Chordata, Mammalia, Rodentia, Castoridae.
AGCCUGCUGUCACCAUGACUACCACUCACCACCAGCAUAUGGUAGAGGAGUUUGUGUCCAUGGAGUUUUCCAGCUCCGCCACCCACAUGCAGACCUUCUCCCAGACAACCAAGAUCGUGGGAGGCAAUGUUGGUGACAGGAAGUCCUCAAGCACGGUGGAGUUCUUCAGCUUGGUGACCCGGAGUUCCAACAUCCCUGCGGGCAAGAGCGUCCCUGAGUUCAUGGAGAAACCUCAGCGGAUCACCGCCAGAGGGUGGGAUAAAGCUGUGUUCAGAGCCCGGGUGCAGGAUAACCACAAACCCACCCUCUCCUGGCAGAGGGAGCCCGGCAAGAUAUUCUACACCACCAUUAACUAGGAGCGCAUGCUGAAGCUGGAACCACUGACCUCAGAUGAUGACAUUGCAAGCAAUAACCAUGCAGGUACAAUCUAAACCAUAUCCUUGCUGGUGACAGAGAAUCAAGAAAAAAUAGAUUUCAAGAAGAUGUUGAAGAAGAGAUAAGAAUAGGAGGCUCCCUGCCCAGGGGCUCCCUCUAUCCCCAAGAAGCAGAAGGUGACAGAUGAGAAAGAAAUGCUAGAGAUUUUGUCCAAGGUGCCCAAGAAGGACUUUGAAAAGGUCUGUGUGGAGUAUGGUUUCACCAACUUCCAGGGAAUGAUCAAGAAGCUCGAAGGCAUCCAGCCACUGAUGGCUCACACCUAUAAUCCUAGCUACUCAGGAGGCAGAGAUCAGGGGGAUCAUGGUUCAAAGCCAGCCAGGGCAAAUAGGACAGAGACCAAGAUUGACACCAUAGUAGUUUUUGACUGCAUCAUGGAGCUGAAAAAUCUCAAUAUCAAGAUGAUAUGGAUCAAGGAUACUGGGCCACUGAGGACCCAGUACUCUAUGGGCAAGUAUGAUGUGGAACAGAUAGGCACCAAAAGCAUGCUGGUUAUUACCAAUGGAAACAUGAGUGAUGCCGACAUCUACAGCCUUAUGGUGGGUGAUAAUCAGAUGAGUGAGCAGCUCACAGUGCUGGACUCUGCAACUCUGAUCAUCCCAAACUUCUGGAUCCUGACUACCCCCUACUCUCCAACUAGUUACAACCAUUCCCCACUGACCCUGACUACCCUCGGCCUCAAAUAUCUGGCCACUAUGAAGAAUGGGGUGUCUGAUAUGCACUUAGCUACUGGGAGUUCAGCUGAGUUAUGUGUAAUGCUGAACGAUGAGAAGGUGGAGGGCAUGUGACUAAAGGAUGGCCAGGAGAUCACGGACUUACCUGGUGUGCAGAUCGUGAAGCAGGGUGCGGUGUGUAAGCUCAUCUUCCCCAAUAUGGGUGCAAAGCAUGAGGGCAAGCACACAUUCCCAGCCAAGAGCACAGGAAGCAAAGCCUCGGUGUUCAUUGCAGAGCCUCCUACCACUGACCCAGCAAUCCUUGAGAAACUAGUGGUGCACCCUGUGACCAUAUACAUAUGCCACAGAACCCACAUCAAGGUGCCCUUCCAAGCAAGGCUGCUGCCCAAAGUGACAUAGUACAGGGAUGGGAUAGAGGUAAUGGAGGAGGAACAUGUGUCCAUGGAGCGCAAAGAAGAUCAGGCAUUGCUCACCAUUUCAAACUGUGUGCAUGAAAACAGCAGCCUGGUCCUGCUCAAGCUCAAGAAUGACCACACUCACACCUCACACACAGCUGGCUAUUCUCUGUCCCCAGACUGUCCCAAGCCUCCACAGGGCCAAGUAGAGUUCCUGGAGCUCUGUGGUAAUUGUGUACGCAUGAAGUGGAAAGCCCCAAAGGACAAUGGCAGGCAUCCUGUGACACAGUUCAUAGUGGAACAGAGGGCAGUUGGCAAGAAGCCCUGGAUUAAGAUAGAAGUGGAUGGCAAAGUCACCAAUUUCUCCACCAACCAGGUGGAAGAGGAGGAAGCCUACCAGUUCCAUACUGCAGUCAAUUCAGAAGGUGUGAGCGACCCACUGAAGACAAAUGAAGUGUUUGUGGAAACUCCCACAGUCAAACCCCUUGGUCUUGUCUCCCAGCCUCAAGUGACUCUCAUAACGAAAGAAACUGUGACCAUUACAUGAAAUGCUCCUACCCAAGAUGGGGGAGCUCCAGUGCUUGGCUACAUUGUAAGAAUGAAAGGCAGUAACUUGAGGGUACCAAUCAACAAGGACCCCAUCCAAGGCACCAAGUGUGGUGAUGGUCUCCUGGAGGACACAGAAUACAAAUUCCAAGUUAUAGCUGUGAAUAAGGCAGGCCCUGGACAUCCCAGUAUGCCAACCAGUUCAGCGGUGGCCAAGGAUCCUACUAAACCCCCAGGCCUAUUGCACAGCCUGCAUGUGUCUGAUUCCUCUAACUCCAGCAUCUCCCUGGACCAGCAGGAGCCUGCAGAGGGAGAUCCACUCUCUGAAUAUAUUGAGAUGCAGGCUGAAGACAGCAGGGAGUGGUUCAAGUGUACCAAUCCCAUCUCAGGCACCUGCCACACAGUGAGGAGGGGGGUCACCAAGCAGCAGAAAUAUUUCUUCUGUAUCCAGGCUGGGAAUAAGGCUGGGGUCAGGGAGCCUAUGGUUAAAGGAGUCAUGCCACCACCAGCUGCUGCCAAAUUUGACCUCAGUGCCUAGUUGAGUCACAUGUUGGUGCAUGCUGAGACAGCGCUCUGUAUCCAUGCAGACUUCUCAGGAGGGCUUUCCCCCAAAUACCAUCUAGUGACAGAUGGUGCCAUCUCCUGUUACCACCCAAUGUGACCUGGCAUCACCACCAAAGGCCAAGAAACUAUCACCAAGGGCAAAAACUACACCCAGUUCCUCAUCAAUAGCACCAAGUGCCCUGACUCAGGAUUGUACUGAAUAUUGCUCCAGAAUGAGUUUGGAGAGGCACACUAUGAUAUUUAUGUGCAUGUGUCAGAUUUCCCCCAUCCCCCUACAAACCUGCAGCUGUUUGAAGAGGUCCCCAACACAGUGGCUCUGACCUGAAAUGAACACAGCUCAGAUGUGCAGGAGGAUAGUGAUGCCCACUAUGUCAUCUUAAAGGGGGAAUCAAGCAGCCCCACCUUCACAGCAGCCAAGCGUGUCUUCAGCAACAAGUACACGGUGACAGGGAUGCUCCCUGACUGGAAAUACUACAGAGUGGUGACUGGCAAUGAAAUCAGUGACAAUGACCCACUGGAUUCCAAGGAUACCUGGCUCAUCAAUAAGGACCAAGUUGAGGACCUGAGCAUUAAGCUGAAGUCCUACUAGCAGAAGAACUGGUAUCAUGCACACUUCCUGACUCCACUCAAGCCACACACAGUGCUCUGUGGCCAGGACUGCACCAUGACCUGCACCUUCCUCAGGAACCCACAGCCCAUGACGCUCUAUAGGGUUGACAUCAACAUCACAGCCAACAUCAAGUUCUAGUCCAACUCUACCAGUGGCGUGUGAACCCUCCUCAUCCCCACCUGCACCCUAAAGGUCAAUCUCAAGUUCAGCAUGUUGGUGGAGAAUGAGCUGGGCAAGGACAGCAGUAGCUGCAUGCUCCCAGGCUAUGACAAAGAUGACAAGUCAAUCCUAGUAUCAAUCACUGGGAAUCUACAGAAGAAAUCACCUUAUCCACACUGUACCCUCCCCACAACCCCUCAGAGCACGGAGGCAAGUCUUGAUGAUUUCAACCUUCUCCACAUCCUGCUCCCUCCAUUUCUUCACACCAGAUAG